Molecule: messenger RNA, 195 nt
Organism: Plasmopara halstedii
Lineage: Eukaryota; Oomycota; Peronosporomycetes; Peronosporales; Peronosporaceae
Exons: 2
Coding region: 1-195 (64 amino acids)
Source: RefSeq, a predicted model, not a curated record
AUGACGUUUAAAUGUAAUUUUGUGAAUAGUGACAAUAAUAACGACAAUUUGGAGUAUGAAAUGCAGAAUAUUUGGGACAGAAUGGAAGGUGAUUUGAAUAUGAUAAUUUCAGAUCGUGUCCAGGACCACAAAAUUCGAUCCAUAACAUCAAUGAUAGUUAUGGAUCUUUGUGAGCUAAGUACUAUGUCGUACUAA